This is a messenger RNA of Schistosoma turkestanicum, 677 nucleotides long. NCBI's taxonomy places the organism in Eukaryota, Metazoa, Platyhelminthes, Trematoda, Strigeidida, Schistosomatidae. The record is from the annotation of a GenBank genome assembly.
GAAUGGUUUGAUGCCUCGUGCCAUCAGCGUCUAAUUCCGAUUACCGACAACCUCACUUUGUUAUCUUCACAUUCCCAAGGACACAAGGUAUUUCCAGGUGGAACAAUAACUUGUUAGAGGCUGAAAUUAAAAUGCCUACUAAGCGUCCUUCAUUGGUCACUCAGAAAGGGCCGAAUUCAUUCAAAAAACCAAGAGGUAAUCAUGAUGAUACCCCGGAGCCUUCGAAGUUCGAGCAAGAAUUAAUGUUGUUGGAUGAUAUUGAAACUGAAGAUAUAGCUUUAGUAGACGAAAGUUCUGCUUUAUCUCAUUUGGACUUUCUGACAAAUUCGCAUUGGCCAAGACGUAAACUAGAAAAGUUGGAUCCAAAAAAGACAAUAUAAUUUUUCAACAGUUUGAUGUGUCACAUUAUAAGUCUUUUUUCAAGUUUGAGGAUUAUAAUUAUUAUCGAUAGGUAGUUUGAUGGAUUAAACUACUGCAAUUUCUACAUUUUAAUGGUCGUCCUUAGUAAAUUAACAUCGCUUGUCAACAGUUUUGUUGGUACUUGUCACAUGAUUUGUACUUUUACUCUGUGUAAAGCAAUACUGUUCAGCAUACUUGAUCAAGGUAGUUUUCACAGUAUCUGAGUGAAUAUAUAUUCUAAGUUAAAAUAAAUUUCUGCUUCCUCUUUUAGUAAUCAC